Strigops habroptila (Kakapo) is the source of this 2815-nucleotide messenger RNA. Its product is annotated as collagen alpha-5(IV) chain-like. Lineage: Eukaryota; Metazoa; Chordata; Aves; Psittaciformes; Psittacidae. The transcript has 23 exons. The record is from RefSeq and is a predicted model, not a curated record. Bases 4 to 2526 code for a protein of 840 amino acids.
AGGAUGAGCCCAGCACCCCCAGCCUGGGCAGUCUGGCCCCGAGGCAGGGGCAUGGGGUCCGGCAGCCCCCAGCACCUCCUCCCUGUGCUCUGCAUCCUCUGGGUGCUGGCCGGGCGCCUGCCCUCUGCCACGGCCCAGUGGUUUUAUCCCCUGGGCUUGGACGACACCACCCCAGACCCAGGCACGAGCCCCACAGCGCCCAUCCUGGAUGGGGAGGAAGACAGAGAUGCCGUGGAGCCCACUCGGAAGAUGCUGCUGAGCAAACCCCCGCUGGCAACAGCCCCCAGACGCCGGGACCCCCUCGCCAGGGGUGCAGCAAAGGGUCUGAGCCAUGCCCCACCACGCACACGAGGCCAGCAGCAGCGACCCACAGUCACGCCGGAGGUCUUCGAGGGGAGUGCAGAGGAAGAGGAGUUCCUGCAGAUCAAGACAACAGCAAAGGGGCUGCCCCAGCGGGUGCCCCCAGCCCCGGAGGUGGACCCUGCUCUCCAGAUGCACAACGGCUCCCGCUGCGUCUGCCCCGUGCGCCCCGGCCCUCCUGGCCCUCCCGGCCCCAAGGGAGACAAGGGUGACCGAGGAUCCCCGGGGGACAGAGGCCAGCCAGGGCUCUCUGGGGAGAGAGGGAAGUCCGGCAGCCCAGGGCAGCCGGGUCACCAGGGGCCCCGGGGUCCCCCAGGUCCUCCGGGACCGCCAGGACCCCCAGGCACUUGGGGAGCCAGGAGCCAACCUGCACCCGCCACCCUCCCCAAGGGAUCAGAGAAUGAGCAACUGGGAGCAUCCAGCCCUGCGAGAAACACGGGACCCCCAGGCCCCCCCGGGUUGCCAGGACCCCCAGGCUACCCAGGCCAUGAAGGCCUCCCAGGGGUCCCUGGACGGGAUGGGCAGCCAGGACCCCCCGGCCCACCAGGGGCUGUGGGACCCCCCGGUUUCCCUGGGGCUGAAGGACCUCCAGGGUCUCCAGGCAUGGCUGGGCCAGAUGGAUCUCCGGGGGCACCGGGGCUCCCAGGGCCCCAAGGUCCUCCCGGGGUGCCUGGGCAAGAAGGACCCCCAGGUCCCGCAGGACCUACAUCACUCCCUGGCAAACCAGGGCUCCGAGGGGAGCCGGGAUUCCCUGGAAUUAAGGGUGAGAAGGGUGAAUAUGGACUGCCAGGCAUGCCGGGGAGCCCUGGCCGGACCGGAGAGACUGGCUCCCCGGGCAUGCCUGGGCCCAUGGGGCCGCCGGGGCCACCAGGGGACUACAGGUGCAACUUGCACCACGCAGGGCACCACGGAUCAGCCGGGCCACCGGGCCCCAAGGGAGAAAAGGGUGACCCCGGAGAGCGGGGGCGCUGCUACGGGGAACACGGGUGCAAACCAGGCCACCCCUCAUUCCCCAGCACCAGCAGCCAUGCCGGCUCCUGGGUGCCCAUCAGUGGGUACCAGACGGGCAGCAAAGACGAGACAGAUUUUUACGGAGCAAUCAUUCCCCAUGGUCUUCAAGGUCCUCCUGGGAACCCCGGCCCCCCCGGGCCCCCUGGCCCCCCUGGAGCACCAGGUCUCCUCUACCUCAACAGGGUUUACCCCAUCCGUGCCCAGCCGCCCUGCAAGCAGUCGGCAGCCCCUGACGCAGGCUGGGCAGAAGGUGCCGACAUGCCUCGGACGGAGCCGCUGGACUCCCACACCCAUCUCCAGCGCCAGAUGUGGGUCUUCAGGUCCAAGGAGCUGAUGCUGAAGUCGGGCAGUGCCGUGCCCGAGGGGAGCCUGGUCUACGUGCGGGAAGGGAGCAGCGCCUUCCUCCGGACCCCCACCGGCUGGAGCCGCCUCCUGCUGGAGGAUUCGAAAUCGCUCUUUGCUGGUGAUGACCCCUCUGUCUCCACCCCACGGUACCAGGAGGCAAAGCGGGUGCAGACAAGAGGUCCUGACAUGGCACCGCCUGCGCUGACCCCAGUGGACUCACUGGUCCAGAAGGAAGGGGGACAAGAGAUGCCCCAGAUCCUGCCAACCACCAUUGUCCCACGGAUCCCAUCACUCCGCCUGGCCGCGCUGAACGUGCCCCUCACCGGUGACAUGAGCGGGAUCCGCGGUGCCGACCUGCAGUGCUACCGCCAGUCCCAGGAGGCUCAGCUCUAUGGCACCUUCCGGGCAUUCCUGUCAGCCCCCACCCAGGACCUAGUCUCCAUCGUCAAGAGGACAGACAGGAACCUCCCUAUCGUCAACCUGAAGGGUCAGCUGCUGGCCAAGUCCUGGAGCUCCCUCUUUGAGGGCCAGACCAGCGCUGCCCUGCGGGGCCCCAUCUACUCCUUCAACGGGGGCAAUGUCCUGACGGAUCCUCUCUGGCCCCGGCGGCUGGCCUGGCACGGAUCCACAUCACGGGGCAGCCAAGCCCGCAAGCGGGAUUGCCAGGGCUGGCGCAGCUCCAGCGCCGGGGAGGGCCUGGCUGUCGCGCUGGGUGAGGGCAGGCUGCUGGCUGGGCAGCGGCACAACUGCUCCGAGGCACUGGUGGUGCUCUGCGUGGAGGUGGUCUUUCCCUACCGGCACAUGUGGUGAUCCCGGUACCGUGGCACCGGUGGUCUCCAGCCGCACGCUCCAGGCAGCUUCCCCUGUCCUGUGGGUAAGGAUAUGGGGUAGCGCAGGGAAUAGAAGUGCAGCACUGGAGCCAUGCGAGAGCAUCGAGAGGAUGCCAACUGCGCAGCCGGGCUCAUCACAGGUUGUGCCAACCCCAUAGCUCCCUGUGCCACAGGGGGAUGCUGGUCUGUGCCCAGCUGCCUCCCUGCAGUGCCAGUGAAGGGAAUGCUGUCACUGUUCUGGAAAUAAAGACACAAAAUGCUGGGGUUGG